Messenger RNA from Wyeomyia smithii (pitcher-plant mosquito), 825 nucleotides. RefSeq lists its product as uncharacterized. The record is from RefSeq and is a predicted model, not a curated record. The transcript has a single exon. The coding region runs from base 1 to 825 and encodes 274 amino acids. Lineage: Eukaryota; Metazoa; Arthropoda; Insecta; Diptera; Culicidae.
AUGGAAAAUAAAAAACAGUGCGGCGCUUGUGAAUUGGUGAUCAACGAUCUAGAGCCUUUACGCUGCGGGUUCUGCGAAACAUUGUUUCACAUCAGCCAGCAGUGCUGUGGCAUUAAUCUUCGACCGUGCAGAGAUAUAUUUGCGCAAGGCAAAGUUUUGUUUAUCUGCCCCGAAUGCAGGAGUUUGCUAAACGGAAGAAGCAUCCGUGCCUACAUGGCCGAUUUAGAUUCUUCCCAAUCGAACAGCACAAACGGCUUUGCCACGCAAUUACAACAACUAUCUGGCCUGGUUGAAGCGUUAAGCAAAAAAGUGGACAACAUUUCUUCUGCCUCGACACAAAACAAAUAUUCUGCUGCUUCGCCUUUGCUCGGUUUACCAAGUGAGAGUGGAACACCAGUUUGGCCGAGAUUGAGUGCAAAACGUCGUCGCGGUGAUUAUGACCAAUCCACUCGUCCAGCUUCCAAUAAAGGCACAAAAGCAAUUGAUUUUGAAAAUCUUUCGGUGCCUUUUAUCAUGCCUGCUGCUCCGAAACCAGUGUUCUGGAUUUAUUUGUCUGGAUUUCAACCAUUGAUAUCCGAUGAUGAUGUCAAAAAAAUCGUUUCUCGCUGUUUGGACAUAAAUGACCCAAUAAAUGUAACUCGUCUUGUGCCGAAAGGAAAGGAUGUUUCACAAAUGACUUUCCUGUCUUUUAAAAUUGGUCUUGAUCCGUCGAUAAAACAACAGGCCCUCAACGCUGAAAUUUGGCCAGCUGGUUUGAUGUUUAGGGAGUUUAUGGACCAGCCAAAAAACCCGAUACGGCCGAUGAACAUUGCGACCCGGCAAUAA